UAUUAAAAUACAAGCAAUCUAACUCGUAAGGAUUUUUUCGUUUCCUCUUAUCACAUUCGGUUUCCAGGUAAUAGGGAUAUCUGCAAGAACUCAUACGAUAAUGAGUAGCUCAACGUCAACGUCAUCGCCAUUUAGUCGUAGUAGGACACGUUUAGGAAAAUAUGAAUUAGGCAAGACAUUAGGUGAGGGAAGUUUUGCUAAGGUCAAGUAUGCCAAAAAUAUACAAACAGGUGAAAAUGUAGCCAUCAAAAUCAUCAAUCGUGAUCGCGUCCUACGACAAAACAUUAUGGAACAGAUUAAAAGAGAAAUAUCAACGAUGAAGUUGAUCAGACAUCCAAAUGUCGUAAGGAUCUUUGAGGUUAUGGCUAGUAAGACGAAGAUCUAUAUUGUCCUCGAGUAUGUACAUGGAGGAGAGCUCUUUGAUGAAAUUGCUAGACAUGGAAGACUCAAAGAAGACGAAGCUAGAAGAUACUUUCAACAGCUUAUUAAUGCCGUUGAUUACUGUCAUAGUAGAGGUGUUUUCCAUCGAGACUUGAAGCCUGAGAAUCUAUUGCUGGAUUCAUUUGGUACUCUGAAAGUUUCAGACUUCGGAUUGAGUGCACUUUCCAAGCAAGUUCGAGACGAUGGACUGCUUCAUACUGCUUGUGGCACACCAAACUAUGUCGCGCCUGAGGUGCUAACUGACAAAGGCUAUGAUGGUACAACAACUGAUGUCUGGUCCUGUGGAGUCAUUCUCUUUGUUCUAAUGGCUGGAUACUUACCUUUUGAUGAACCAAACCUAAAUGCUCUAUACCGAAAAAUCCUUAAGGCUACUUUUUCACUUCCACCAUGGUUGUCCUCCAGCUCAAAGAAUCUGAUCCAACGUAUUCUUGACCCGAAUCCACUCACAAGGAUCACUAUUCCAGAGAUACUCGAAGAUGAAUGGUUCAAGAAAGAUUACAAGCCGCCUCCUUUUGAGCAAGACGAAGAUGUCAAUCUUGAUGACAUUGAUGCCAUAUUCAAUGGCUCGGAGGAUCAUCUCGUUACAGAAAGAAAGGAAAAACCUGCUUCUGUCAAUGCAUUCGAGCUCAUUUCAAGGUCAAAAAGUUUCAACCUAGAAAAUUUGUUCGAAAAACAGGCCCUUGUCAAGAGAGAAACACAAUUUACUUCGCGGUCGCCUGCUAAUGAGAUUAUCUCCAAAAUUGAGGAAACUGCAAGACCAUUGGGAUUCAGUGUCCAGAAGAAAAAUUACAAGAUGAAGUUACAAGGCGACAGGACCGGAAGGAAAGGCCACCUUGCUGUAGCAACAGAGGUGUUUGAAGUAGCACCCUCAGUGCAUUUGGUUGAGCUCCGAAAAACUGGUGGUGAUACAUUAGAGUUUCAUAAGUUUUACAAGAACUUCUCUUCAGGAUUAAAAGAUAUCGUCUGGACAACAGAACAAACAACCGAACAACCCUCUGAAGAAAAAGGGUCUUAACAAGUGGUGGUUAUUGCAACGAGAGUUUACACGAAUAGAGAUACAUUGUAGAUUUAUCGAUAAUCCAUUGUUUCUCUAUCUGAAUUUUGAUCCAUAUACGCAGUAUAAUAGUGAGAUAUGUUGACACAAAGGCGGAUAUGUUGACACAAAGGAGGGCAAAUGUGUGUACAGUUUCAAUGCACAAGAACCCCUAAGAUCAUACUAACAAGAUCUCAAACGUCUGGAGUUUCUUUUUUUAUAUUAUAUGGAUGAUUUGAUCCGCGAAGAUCAUCAUAUCCUUUUCCCAAAUUGUGUGUAUAUGUCAAUAUGUUGUAGAUAAAUUCUUUAGUUUAUUUUCAUAUGUCCUUAGAUGUUCCUAAGUUUGUGUAAACAAAUAAAGAUUGGCAUCUUUUAGGAUUGUUUGUAUAGAAGUUCUCUAAUCCCAUUGUAAAGCCUUUUCAUAACCUUCAUAUUCCCUCUGUUUCAUUUUACGUGAAGAUGUAAUUUUUUAUUUUUAUAAAAAUCAUUAGCUA
Molecule: messenger RNA, 1968 nt
Organism: Solanum pennellii
Lineage: Eukaryota; Viridiplantae; Streptophyta; Magnoliopsida; Solanales; Solanaceae
Product: CBL-interacting serine/threonine-protein kinase 9
Exons: 15
Coding region: 101-1456 (451 amino acids)
Biological process (GO): protein phosphorylation; signal transduction
Molecular function (GO): ATP binding; protein kinase activity
Source: RefSeq, a predicted model, not a curated record